CCCGUGUCCGGGCGGCGGUGGGCGGAGUAGUGACCACUGCUGUGAUCUGCCUCCAAUCUGGUAUUUCAAUGGUGUUGAGCAAGCUGAUCUUUAAAAAGUCACUUUGACAUCAUGUCUCAUGCUGGAGGUGACGUGCCAGAUGGGCAUGCCUCUGGAGCUACCACUGAGUCUGUGGGUGCCAGCAAGGAAUCCCAAUAUGACAUUGUCAAAGCCACUCAGUACGGCGUGCUGGAGCGAUGCCGUCAGCUGAUCGACGACGGCUAUGACGUCAAUCGGAGGGACAACAUCGACGUCACGCUGCUGCACUGGGCCGCCAUCAACAACCGGAUGCCGCUGGCGUCGUACUACAUCGGCCUGGGCGCGGAGGUGGACGCGCGCGGCGGCGACCUUGCCUCCACGCCGCUCCACUGGGCUGUCAGGCAAGGCCACCUGAGCAUGGUGGUGCUGCUGAUCCGACACCGCGCCGACCCCACCAUCCGUGAUGUGGAGGGCUUCGCCUGCAUCCACGUGGCGGCCCAGUGCGGCUACACCAACAUCGUGGCCUACCUGCGGGCGGUGACGGGCGGCGCCGGCGCCACCGCGCCCGACGACAGCGGCAUGCCGGCCCUCAUGUGGAGCGCCUACAAGACCACCGGGAUGGACCCGACGCGGCUGCUGCUGACGUUCGGCGCCAGCACCUGCCUGCAGGACCAGACAUACGGGAACACGGCGCUCCACUGGGCCGUCACGGCGCGCAACGUCAGCGCGGUGCAGACGCUGCUGCGAGCCGGCGCCGACACCAGCGUCAGGAACAAACAGGGAGCCACGGCGCACGACAUAGCGCAGCGACACCAGGUGCAGUGGAUGGGCAGGGAGUGGCUCACCUCGCUCGAGCAGCCCGGCCAGUCGCGUCGCAACGUCUGCAAGCGGUUCACCAGCAAUGCGAAGGUGCAGUACUGGGCGGAGAUGAGCUUACCUCUGCUGGUGUUCUACGCGGUCGGCCAGAUCUUCGCCCUGGAGAUGGACGUGCUGGUCAAGCUGGGCUGCCUGGUUGGCGUCUAUAUCGUGUGCCACUUCUACGGACAGGCCCUGUUCAACAAGGACUUCAUGGAGACGCUGCCGAUGGCCAUAUACCUGGCCACCAAGAUUUGGUUCUACAUCACCUGGGUGGUGUGGCUGCAGCCGUACGUGGGUGCUAGCACCACGCUAGCCUUCCUCGCCUGCUCGUCCCUGCUGUGGUGGGCGUUCGUGCGCUGCUGGCGGGGAGACCCCGGCCACAUGACCUCGUCGCUGACUGACAAGUGCAAGACAAUCGUGUCACUGUCGGAGACGGAGGGCUUCAACAUGGCGCAGUUCUGCAGCACGUGCCUCAUCCGCCGGCCGGUCCGCUCCAAACACUGCUCCGUCUGCAACCGCUGCGUGGCCAAGUUCGACCACCACUGCCCCUGGGUCAACAACUGUGUCGGUGCCGGAAACCACAAAUAUUUUGUGUACUACCUGCUCUUCUUGGCCGGGAUGUGCGUCUUCUUCCUGUACGGCUGCAGCGUGUUCUACCAACGCGCCUGCGCGGUCGCCAUUUCGGAGCAGGGUUUUUGGAACGCCGUCUCCACCAUGGCCACGUGCGAGACGUGGGUGUUCUGGAACGCCCUCAACGCGCUGGUGCACGCCGUCUGGGUGUCGGCCCUGUUCUGCUGCCAGAUGUACCAGGUGGCGUGGCUGGCGAUGACCACCAACGAGCGCAUCAACGCCGCCCGGUACAAGCACUUCGCGUCGGCGGAGGCGGCCGGCCGGCGCCGCUCGCCGUUCGACCGCGGCCCGCUGCAGAACGCCGUCGACUUCUUCGGCUGCCGCUGUUGGGGCGUGUGCAAGCCGAGCCCGCCCGACUGGCGCGCCGUCUACCGGCUGGAGGAGGCGUCUCCCCCGGCGACGGGCCUGGUGGCCGCCGCUGCACAGGUGUGA
This is a messenger RNA of Pollicipes pollicipes, 1938 nucleotides long. RefSeq names its product palmitoyltransferase ZDHHC17-like. The record is from RefSeq and is a predicted model, not a curated record. Lineage: Eukaryota; Metazoa; Arthropoda; Thecostraca; Pollicipedomorpha; Pollicipedidae. Gene Ontology annotation, molecular function: palmitoyltransferase activity; protein binding.